UUUCAGAGAUUAUUUGAAUGGAGAUCUCUGAAACUUCGCACAAUGAAUCGGGUCCUCCUGUUCAAGAAAAUGGAAUUGUCGAGAUUCCGGUGGAAGAAGGAGAAGAAGUGAAUGACGAAGAGUCAAAUAUGGAAACUGUCGAUUUAGGAUUGGAUGAUUCAGCGGCCGAUGCGUCAAGUCCGAGUGUUUUCAAAAAUAUUGACGAUGAAGCUCCUGGAGAUCCUUCUGACGCUGCGAAAAAGGAAGAGGAUUCGGAAGAAAUUGUUGUUCCAUCAGUUUUAGCUCCAACGCCAUCUCAAGAAGUUUCACCGCCGAAUGCGAUAGAAUCACUUCCGCCGUUACCAGAAGGAAAAGAAUUGGAAUUAGAGCCGGAAGAGCUGACACCGGCUCAAUUUUUCAUCGAAUACGAUUUGACUCAACCAUCAACACCUGGAACACAAAGCCGUCGUGACAGUUAUAGUGCGACUGGAAACAUUUCGAGACGUGGAAGUUUGGCGUCCUUCUCCAAAUCAUUCAACAUUUCUAUUCCAUUCAGUGAUGAUGUGACUUCUUCUCUUCCGCGACUUCUCUCCAAGACCACUUUAAUUCAUUCAAAUGAAGAAGGCGCAGAUGAGACGAUCCAACGACUUGUAACUGUGCUUCAUUCGAAUUCUCCCAACACAGAUCGUACUCAAGUUGUGGAUAAUCUCUUCAAUUUGCUCGUUGGCGGACAUUUUGAUCAGGAAUCGAAAUUUGUGAUUGAAGAUGCCGCGAAUGUUGAUCAUAUGUUAACACUAUUGUCGCAUUGUGAUUAUGAUUUGCAGAAUGAAAUAUGGAGUCUAUUUUUGGCAGUUAUGAAAAAAAGCAAUCGAAAUUUGGAAGCGUGCACGCGUGUGGGAUUAAUAUCAAAAGUUCUCGAUAUACUACCAGAAGCACCACCACUUCUUGCCGAUCUACUCGUUCAAAUUAUUGCUGCACUAGUCGCUUAUUCGAUUAACGUGAAGCAGACUAAACAUCUCCUUCGGGCUCUGAAAUCUACAAAAGAACAAUGGCCUCCAAACUCGUUGAAGUUGCUUCAUGUGCUAAAGGAGAUGCCACAGCAUGAUAGUGCAGACGUCUUUUUCUCAUUCCCAGGAAAAGAUCAAUCUGGAAUUAUUUUACCACCAAUCAAAACGAUGCCAUAUCAGCAAGGAUGGACAUUUGCCACGUGGCUUCGAAUGGAGCCGCUCAACAGUGUCACUUUUGAAAAAGAACAACCGGUGUUGUAUAGUUUUCGAACGUCGAAAGGAGUUGGAUAUUCAUGUCAUUUCACUGGAAACUGUUUGGUUGUGAAUGUAGAGAAAACGAAAGGAAAAGAGCAAUCACGAUGUGUUCGAGCAGAAUUGGGAGCCAGAAAAUGGCAUCACAUUGCAAUUGCACAUUGCUAUUCCCGUUGGGGUCGAAGUGAUAUUAAAUGUUUCAUUGAUGGACAACUUGCCGAGACAAUUGAACUCUCCUGGGUAGUAACAUCUGCAACCAACUGGGAUCGUUGUUCGAUUGGUGUUUCUGCUGAUGGAACGGCAAACAGUGCAUUCUGUGGUCAAAUGGGUGCUAUGUACCUUUUUGCAGAAGCACUUACACUUCAACAAGCCAAUUCUCUAUUCUGUCUUGGUCCUGUUUAUCAAUCAACGUUCAAGCACGAUUCAGAGACCAGUUUGCCGGAAGGAUACAAAAAGCAUCUGUUUGAUGGCCACCUUCACUCAUCCUUGGUAUUCGCUUAUUGCCCCAAGAACUGCCAUGGACAACUGUGCCUCUACACUCCUCCAAAAACUGCAGCGAGCACGUAUUUUGUGCAAAUUCCACAUGCUGUUAUGAAAGAGGGAGUUGAAGUUAUCACAACCCAUUCGAUCCACAAAUCUCUUCAAUCUGUUGGAGGAAUUCAGAUUUUACUUCCACUUUUUGCCCAGAUUGAUUUGCCAUCUUCAAAUGAUAAUUCGAUUGAUGGAGAAGUUUGUCAAACCCUCCUCUCUCUGAUUGCACUUUUGCUCUCAAGUUCACAAAGUUCUCAGCAGCAGCUUUUCCAUAGCAAAGGAUUCUUGAUUAUAUCAUCUUGCCUUCAGAAAGCUUCACCAUCACAUUUAUCAAUGAAAGUUCUUGAACAACUCAUCCAUAUUGCGAAGUUCUUGCUCCGUUGCCCAGCUGGUGGUCCACUUCUCAAGCAUCUUUUCGAUUAUAUUUUAUUCAAUCCGAAAUUGUGGAUCAGAGCACGUCCAGAGGUUCAAGUACAUCUCUAUCAAUAUUUGGCCACUGAUUUCCUGGCGAAUAACAACUUCUCACAGAUGCUCAGACGGGUUCCAACGGUCAUUGAAAUGUGUCAUACGUUGAAACAUUUUUACUGGUUGGCACUUCCACAGACGGUUUCUGAUUAUACAAUUGAAGAAAGACCGGAGAACUUUGCAACGGCUGAUAUCGUUGCUAUUAGAAGUUCUAUUCUUACUUUUAUUAAUCGAAUUAUCAUUGCAUCAGCUGGGCCUGAAGAGGAAGAGAGAGUACGUGAUCAAGAAGUACAUACAUUGUUGAAUUUACUGGCUACUGUAAGAGAAGAUGACAAUUUGUAUGAUGUCCUGGCUCUUGUGACAAGAUUGCUUGCUGAGCAUCCAGCCAUUAUGAUACCUGCAAUUGAUAAGAAUAAGGCACUUGGAAUUAUUUUUAAUCUUCUUGCUGCUCCAAAUGAAUUGAUUCGAAUUCCGGCUCUCAAAAUACUUGGAUUUUUCCUCUCACGGUCAACAUUGAAGAGGAAGACGGAGUCAAUGGGAAAUCAAAAUCUUUUCUCGUUAAUCGGAGAACGUCUGCUGUCUCACAAGAAAGUUCUCUCACUACCAACUUAUAACGUUCUCCUGGAGAUUCUCGUCGAACAAAUGACACCAACUUUCACCUACGCGUGCCAUCAACCAGCUCAACCAGAAUGGAAGUUUGAAAAUCCUCAUCUUUUGAAAGUCAUUGCUCAUGUGAUAAGUCAAUGUGAAGAAUCGGAAAAUAUUGUUCAGAUUAAAAAGUGUUUCCUCAUUGAUAUAAUCAAUUUAUGUAGAGAAAGCAAAGAGAAUCGGAGAACUAUCCUCCAAAUGUCAGUUUGGCAAGAUUGGCUUAUAGGCUUAGCCUACGUGUUCCACACUACAGAAUCUCAAAACGAAGUCAGCGAACUUGUUUGGGAAGCAUUCUCAAUUCUUCUACACCACGCACUUCGUAAUGAGUACGGUGGAUGGAGAGUUUGGGUGGAUACACUUGCAAUUGCUCACUCGAAAGUCAGUUUUGAGAAGUUUAAGAGGAAGUUGGCUGAAGCGAAAAUCAAGGCAGAACGAAGUGAAAGUGGUGGAGAAGAAGCAAAAAUGGAGCCAACGCCGAUAUAUCGUGCUCCAGAAUUUGCAUGGUCAGAUGUUCAUGUUCGUCUUCUGGCUGAUCUUUUAUCUGGAAUUGAACGAGUGGUUGAUGAGUGGAAAGUGGCCGAAUGUGGAAUAUCUGAUCAAUGUAAUGCAUCUGAAAAUCAAGUAUUCGUUGGAAACGUUGUUCACGUGGUCUCCCAGUUAUCUGAUAGUCUUAUCAUGGCUUGCGGAGGACUAUUACCACUUUUGGCCAGUGCGACAGCUCCGAACAACGAUAUGGAAAUUGUGGAUCCUUGUCAACAGCAACUUCCGAUUUCUGUGUCUGCUGGAUUCCUGAUGCGUUUCGCACGUCUCGUCGAUACAUUCGUUCUUGCUUCAGGAGUAUCAUUUUCUGAAUUGGAACAAGAAAAGAAUAUGCCAGCUGGGGGUGUUCUUCGUCAAUCACUUCGAAUUUCUGCAACCGUAACUGUUCGUCAUAUCCUGGCUUCAAGAAUUCAACAGCCAGAUACUCCGAGAUACGAAACCAACUCAACAAAGAAAAAUCAAUGCAUUAUGGAAUUUGUGAGAGAAGCACUUGAAAAGAGAUCUCCGGAUGGUCUGGAAAAUGUAGAACGACUGGUGCAGGAUUCAGAUAUUACAAGAAUUAAAGGAGUCGUCUAUCGAGAUAUGGUUGAAGAGAAUCGACAAGCUCAAUUCCUUGCGCUCUCUGUUAUUUAUUUGGUAUCUGUUUUAAUGGUAUCAAGAUACAGAGACAUUCUGGAGCCACCUUCAUCUCCAUCACCAUUCUUUGAUUCGACAACUCAGAAACAGGAAAAUUCGGAGAAUGUUAAUUCUGAGACAUCGCCUGAAAAUGGUUCGAAUGGUAAAUUGGCGAAUGGUGGAGAUAACUUAAGUAUUAAAAAUGGAAUUGAAUCCAAUGGAAAUGAUGGUGAAGAAGAAGAGAAUGGAGAAGAAGGACAAGGUGAUGAUGGUGGUAGGAUAGCAGCGAUUAAAGUUGCAAAUGCUGAUAUGAAAAGAGGCGAUGGAAAUGAAUAUGAUGAAGAAGAACUUUCAAAAAUGCAUCAAUCGAAUGGAAGAAGACCAUCUACCAUGAUGCCAGUUCAACAGACUGCUGAACGACGAGCCUAUUUGACAACUAAGCUUCAGACUGCUCUUGAAACGUGUGCUCCUUUAUUACGAGAGAUGAUGUCAGAUUUCCGUGGAUAUCUUCAGAAGACACUUUUGGGAACACAUGGUCAAGAGAUUAUGAAUGAUACAAAAGUUUUGGAAACACUUCGUAAUCGAAAUGCUUCCGUCAUCGAACUUGUGAUGCUUCUGUGCUCACAGGAAUGGCAGACUUCGCUUCAAAAACACGCUGGCCUCGCAUUUAUUGAGCUUGUGAACGAAGGUCGAUUAAUGGCUCAUGCAACACGAGAUCAUGUUCUACGAGUUGCCAAUGAGGCUGAUUUUAUUUUGAAUCGAUUAAGAGCUGAGGAUGUGAGCAAACAUGCACAGUUUGAGGCGGAAUCUCGAGAACAACUUGCUGCUCGUCAUGAGGAAUACGGUAGAUGUGAUCUAUUAAUUGCGUCUGGACGACUUCGUGAUUCUAUCAAUGCUACACGUCUUUUAGAGAAAAUGUCGGCUAUAUUGAGUGAUCAGGAUGAUUCGAAAUCUGGAACUCAAUUCUGGAAGCUUGACGUUUGGGAGGAUGAUAGUCGACGUCGUAAACGAUUUGUGCCAAAUGCAUACGGUAGUCGACACGAAGAAGCCAAUCUUCCCGAAGGAGAAAAGAAUGAGGAACCAGAGAUUUCAGAGCAAGAAAAGAUUCGGAAAGUUCUUAAGGGCUUGUUCUCAAAACGCCAAAAUUCAAGUGGAAGCCACGAAUUGGUCGAUGAAUCGGAUAUUGAUAAGUGGGCUCAAGAAGUGGAUCCAACACCAUCAAGUCAAAGUGCCUGCUUCUCGACUACUGCAAAGUUGAUUGCUCCAGGAGUCGUGGUUCCUGGAACUCUUUCUGUAACUGCCAAUGAUCUAUUCUUUGACGCUAAUGAAUCGGAUCCAAAUUACAAGAAACAAUGUGCUCAGGUUCUUCGAUAUUGUGAAGCUCUACAUGCCAGGUGGAAUCUUCAAGAAAUUCGAGCAAUUUUCCUUCGACGAUAUCUUCUUCAGAACACUGCGUUGGAAUUAUUCCUUGCGUCAAGAACUGCCAUCAUGUUUGCUUUUGAUUCAGAAGAUGCUGUAAAGAAAGUAGUUUAUCAAUUGCCAAGAGUUGGAGUUGGAGUCAAAUAUGGACUUCCACAAUCUCGAAAAACUUCACUUAUGACACCACGCCAACUCUUCAAACAUUCGGAUAUGUGUGCUAAAUGGCAAAAACGUGAAAUCUCGAAUUUUGAUUAUUUGAUGUUCUUGAAUACGGUAGCUGGUCGAACCUUCAAUGAUCUGAGUCAGUAUCCAGUGUUUCCGUGGAUUCUUACCAACUACACUUCAGACACUCUUGACUUGAGUGUUGCUUCUAAUUUUAGAGACUUGUCAAAGCCAAUUGGAGCCCUCAGUGAAGCACGUCGAAAAUUCUUUAACGAUCGAUAUACGAGUUGGGAUGAUGAUCAAGUUCCGGCUUUCCACUAUGGAACACAUUAUUCGACUCCAGCAUUUACACUCAACUGGUUACUUCGUGUGGAACCUUUCGCCUCGAUGUUUAUCAAUCUUCACGAUGGAAAGUUUGAUCAUCCUGAUCGUAUCACUCAUUCGAUCAAGGAUAGCUGGGACAGAUGUCAGAGAGAUUCUCAUGAUGUGAAAGAGUUGAUUCCCGAGUUGUUCUACCUCCCUGAAAUGUUCCGAAAUUCUUCCAAAUUCAACUUGGGUCGACGUGCUGACGGAACCCCAGUUGAUGAUGUUGUGCUCCCACCAUGGGCGGAAUCACCAGAACAUUUUGUGUUGAUGCAUAGACAGGCACUUGAAUCUGACCUAGUCUCUUGUCAACUUAAUCAAUGGAUUGACCUCAUUUUUGGAUACAAACAGCGUGGCGCUGAAGCUGUUCGAGCCACAAAUGUUUUCUAUCAUCUGACUUAUGAAGGAACUGUUACACCAAAAAUGGCAGAAACCCCUGGUCAAGUAGCUGCAAUUGAACAACAAAUUCUAUCAUUUGGGCAAACACCAUCACAGCUUUUGACUGAAGCUCAUCCACCGAGACAUUCUAUUAUGAGUAUGGCACCAACUAUGUUCAGAAGACACGAUGAGGACCUUUGUAUGAUGAUGAAGUAUAUUUCGAAUAGUCCAGUCGUGUAUCUCGCUGCAAACACAUUCCAUCAAUUACCACAGCCCACGGUGGUCGGUGUUGCUCAGAACUUGGUAUUCUCAUUGAACAAGUGGGAUAAUUCUUAUAGUUAUGGAGCCAGUCAACGAAGUGCUCUUUCAAUGGAUCCAUCGAAUGCUGAAGGACAAGUUUCACUUCCAUUGACUGCUGAUGCUCAAUUAGCUUCGGCGGCUUCAACAACUCCAGUUGCUCGUCGUCAUCUUGGAGAUGCAUUCGAUCAGAGACUCACUGUUCAAUGCUCCAAUUUUGUCACUACCACUGAUAGCAAGUUCAUUUUUGCUUGUGGAUAUCCUGAUUAUAGUUUCCGAAUUGUUGACACGGAUUCUGGACGAGUUCGGCAAGCAGUCUAUGGUCACGGUGACGUGGUAACUUGUAUUGCUCGCAGUGAAACAAGUCUUUUUAGUGAUUGCUAUGUAGUCACUGGAAGUAUGGACUGUACUGUUGUUCUUUGGCAUUGGAAUGGAACUACUGGAUUCAUUGCUGGUGAAUACAAUCAACCUGGAGAAGUUCCAUCUCCACGUUCUAUUCUGACUGGCCACGAGGCUUCGAUUUCUGCGUUGUGCGUGUCUGCUGAACAUGGACUAGUUGUCAGUGGUUGUGAGGAUGGUGUCAUUUUGAUUCACACGACAUCUUCGGAUCUUCUUCGUCGUAUUCGUGGACAUGGAAUCGUAACUCAACUAUCAAUGAGCAGAGAAUGCAUUUUGCUCUCAUUAUUCGAUUCGAAACGAAUGGUUACUUAUUCAGCGACGGCUAAGAAGCUUGAUGAAGUGUUGGUUGAUGAUAAAAUCGAAUGCGUAACUGUCACUCGUGAUGGUGAAUUUGCGGUAACUGGAGCAGUGAAUGGAAGAAUAAAUAUUUGGAGAAUGUUCCCACUUACAAAGUUAUACACAUAUCAGCCCCUCAAUAGCGCCGUUCGGUCUGUCGCAGUUGUUGCUUCCCAUCGUUUCAUUCUUGGUGGCCUUGAUUCUGGAGCCAUCGUCGUUUUCAAUGCUGAUUUUAACCGAUGGCACUACGAAUACAAACAUCGAUAUAUUCAGAAUACAUCGGCUGCGAAGCCGGUUCAACAGUCUCCUCAAAAAUAACUUCUCACGAGUUCAAGAUUCACAAAUAUAUAUUAUUCAAAUAUUAGCUCUACCCUUUCCCAAAUAAAAUCAUUAAGACGUUGUGAUAUUUUUAUACUGUGGUUGUGAUUGCCCCCCGCCCCAUUUUCAUUGUUUUCUUAAAUAUAAUAAUUCCAACAGAAGCUAAUUAUUACACUUCAGAAAUUUAUUUAUAUUAUUGACAUGUCUAUUCUUCUUUUUUUUCUCAAAGUGGUCCUUUGAUCUGUUUCUCAAAACUCUGCUCCAAAAAUCAUCACUUUUUCGUGUUACAAAUAAAAUAAUAUACUUUUA
This is a messenger RNA of Caenorhabditis elegans, 8018 nucleotides long. NCBI's taxonomy places the organism in Eukaryota, Metazoa, Nematoda, Chromadorea, Rhabditida, Rhabditidae. The record is from RefSeq.